Ruditapes philippinarum (Manila clam) is the source of this 8109-nucleotide messenger RNA. RefSeq names its product protein phosphatase 1B-like. Gene Ontology annotation, molecular function: protein serine/threonine phosphatase activity; manganese ion binding; magnesium ion binding. Lineage: Eukaryota; Metazoa; Mollusca; Bivalvia; Venerida; Veneridae. Gene Ontology annotation, biological process: protein dephosphorylation. The record is from RefSeq and is a predicted model, not a curated record. Gene Ontology annotation, cellular component: nucleus; cytosol. Bases 321 to 1493 code for a protein of 390 amino acids. The transcript is spliced from 8 exons.
GUCGUAUAGUACAUCCGGGGAACUUCGCGUGAGCAUGCCCAAAUGAACGCUAAAAUAUUGACCUUCAUUCGCAUUUUUCUAGACCUAAAAUACACUUAUUUACAUUAACUAAGGGUUAUAAAAUGUUCUAAACAAUACACAUGCCAUUGCUGUAAUAUUGUAUUUACAAAUAUCUCGUGCUAUAUCAUCGCCAUGGCCAUGUUUUGACGGUAAACACAUGGGCCUGACAAGUGGUUGGGAAGGAAAGUAAACAGACUACAGCUAUUUUUGAUUGAACUGUAAUAGAAAGAAUAGGAUUGUGAUCCAGAGAAAGCAGAAAGAUGGGAGCAUUUUUAGACAAGCCAAAGACGGAUAAGCAUAAUGAGGGUGGUGUAGGAAAUGGAUUGAAAUAUGGUCUAGCCAGUAUGCAAGGCUGGAGAGUUGAGAUGGAAGAUGCUCAUACAGCAGUAAUUGGACUACCAAGUCUGAAGGACUGGUCAUUUUUUGCCGUCUUUGAUGGUCAUGCUGGUGCAAAGGCUUCGGCCAUGUGCUCCGAUCAUCUGAUGGAUCAUAUCAUAUCAAAUGGUGACUUUCAGAAAAUGGAUUUAAAAUCUGGCACUGAAACGCAGCCCUCGUUAGAGGCUAUAAAAUCUGGUAUUAAAACAGGCUUCCUAAGUAUGGACGAGAAGUUAAGAAAUACGCCAGAAGUGCUUAGUGGUCAGGAUAAGAGUGGUUCUACUGCAGUUGGUGUGAUAAUUUCUCCUACUCACAUUUUCUUUGCUAAUUGUGGAGAUUCUAGAGCAGUUCUAUCAACAUCAGGCAAGUGUGCAUUUUCUACAACAGAUCACAAGCCCAUCAACCCAAUAGAAAAAGAAAGAAUACAAAAAGCCGGUGGCAGCGUGAUGAUACAGCGAGUUAAUGGAUCUCUGGCUGUGUCACGAGCCCUAGGGGAUUUUGAAUACAAAAAUGUGGAGGGAAUGGGCCCAUGUGAGCAGCUAGUUUCACCCGAGCCAGAAAUCUUUGUUCAGGAGAGAAACCCAGGUGACGAAUUUCUUGUUUUGGCUUGCGAUGGCAUCUGGGAUGUUAUGACCAACGAGGAACUUUGUGACUUUGUACGCAAUCGACUUCAAAUAUCAAACAGUAUGGAAAAUAUUUGUAACCAAGUCAUAGAUACUUGUUUAUAUAAGGGUAGUAGAGAUAACAUGAGUAUUGUUGUAGUUACUUUCCAAGGAGCUCCGAAAGUUUCAGAAGAAGCCAUCAAAAAAGAAGAAGAGUUAGAUGCAAAAAUUGAAGCUAAAAUAAAAGAAUCAUUAUCAGCUGAGGGUAAUGAUGAAUCAGGGGAGGCAGAUCUUCCCUACAUAAUGCAUGUCCUAGGAGAUAUAGAAGGUUUACCACCUGGAGGAGGACUCAGUUCAAAGCGUGCAACUGUAGAAGCAAUUUUGAAUAAAUUACGACCUCCAAAGUCAGAUGCUGCUGAAAAGUUGCCCUAUAAUAGAAGCAAAAGUAGCAAAUAACAGUAGACAACUUAGUAGGAACUAUCAAGGACAGAGGACGAGAACGAUGCCACAGCCAUUGAUUGAUACCCAUCUAUCAUAUUAUCAUUGAGUAUAUUGUCCAGCGUGUAUGUCAGACGAAAGAGAAAAAUCACCAGCGAAUAACACGUUCCUCAGCUGCACUAUAAAAUGAUUGAAUUACGUCACACGUUUCCUUUUUCCUUUCUUUCGAGAAAUGACAACAAAUAACAAAACACUUGAAUCAUUUUGUUCAUUAAUUCAAACCAAACACCACCAUGAUUUUAAAGUUUUAUACGUGCAAGAGAAAUGAUAUAUACACCUUUCAUUUGAUAUUUUUUUCCCCCAUUGAAUAAUAGUGAAAUCCAGAUGACGUGUAAAAGGGAGAUGCAUGUUUUUUUUUUAUAUAAGUGUGAUAAUAUAUAUUUUUAGAUAUCUACAAGUUAAAUUAAAACAGUAUAGUACUUAGAGAAAAAUGACGGAACAAAUGAAAAAAUGCAUCACUGGCUGGAUUAAUACCCAAUACAUUGAGAUGUUGUUUAAUCGAAAAUUUACUUAACCCCUAACCUGCUGACUUUGUGUAAUUGAUUACGCCAGCUUUGAUUUUGGAACAGUCCAUUCAUAUUCUAAUGGAUCAAAAUACAAAACAUUGAGCUACCAACAGUAUAGGGCCUGGUCAGACUAUAUGGAUGUACAGGCUGACCUGGCUCUAUACUUGUUGCCGAGGCUAAUCGCUAUUGGUUACAGCAGGUUAUGGGUUAAAACUUCAAUAAUUUUUUUUUUGUACUUUAUUUAACAUUUUAUUUGCUGUUGGCUCAAAUUGUUGCUAUUGAUAUAGAGUUUUAUAUCAGUUACAAAAGAUGGGUUUUUUAAUUAUGAGAGAAUACUGUCAGUGCAUCACAUCAGAGGGACUACUUUUUUACCAGGUUGGCCUCAAGACAGAUAAAACAGUGCAUCAUCAUGGGGACUACUUUUUUCCCAGUAUUGGCUGUACACAAAGUAAAUACACACUUAACAGUGCCUUCAUGUUUAAUUUCUUGAAAUAUUAACUAUUUGAACUUGGAAAGAUAUAUAAAGAGGUCAAAUUUAAAAAUGUUUUAGUUCAGGAAUAGUACCUAUUUAGUAAUAUAUUAUUUUUUUAACAGACGCCAUCUGUGAUCAAAUAUGUUUAACUUGCAAAAAUUUACACUUGUUCUGUUAUAGUAUAUUUGAAGAUAUGGAUUUUCCAUUCACCAGCCUAGCUGGUGUGCAUAAUGAUAAUUAAAUGAUAUGGGUUCUGAAACAAUAUAAACAGAAAGCUUCUGUUAUAGAUCUACAAAAAAGUCAGUCAUUUUAGAUGCUUAUUGUGAUGUAACACUUGUUCAUUUUGAGGAAAUUAUACAUAUUAAUAAGAACGUAUAGAUUAAAAUGUAGGGGAAGUUAACACUUGAUGAUCUUUUACUUUUUGGCAUUGAAAUGAGGACAAUUUGUAGAGAUUUGAAUGAAUGGCUGGCUAUGUAUUAAACCUCUGUUGUGCUGCUCUGAACGUGUGAAUCAAUCUGUAUUAAUUAGUUAAUUGCUAUAUGUAUACUUGUUUAACUUUUUCUGUAAACUUACUUAUUGUUUUAGAGUUUAUUAGACUCCAGUUAAAUGUAUGUAAGUGUCUCACUACAUGUAUAAAUGGCAAAUAAUAACGGGGACGGACGGGGGAGUGGGCGGGGGGAGAAUUAGAGGUGAUCAAGUUUUGCAAUAGCAUUACUCGUCAUCUACAUAUUAUACUUAGUUUGUAAAUGCCAGCCACUACUAGUAAGGUGCUUCAUCUGUGACGAAACAAUAUAUAGAUGUACAUAAGUUGAAAGCUAUUUACUUGAUAAUAAUUGUGAUCACUAUAAAAGUGUGUCUAUGAUAAAAGUCUAUAGUGGUAUGUUUCAAGUAGUAUGGAUAAUUUGGAUGGGAGAAAAUACAAUAUAUUUCUUUUACUAAUAGGCAGUACAUACCUUAUUAAAACUUUGUAAUCUAACUAUGUAGUAAAAUAUAACUAGGUAAAAUGUAGAUAAAUACAUUUUCUCCGAAAUUAAAGUUCUACUAUUUUUACCCACUAUUCCAUAUUUGGGUAUGAUUUGAUAGUGUUAUUACAAAAAAUAUUGUCACAUACAGAAGUAAAAACCUUGAAAAUAAUCUUUAAGACAAAAUUUUCCUUAUGUUAAUUAUGGCUCAGUUUAAAUUGUGCUAACAAUGGUUAUGUCGCAACAUUGAUGAGAGUUUUCAAUUUUUGUACUUUGAUUAUGGGGAUUGACUUUAUUAGGAAGUAGUGACGAUUCCAUACAACGUUUGUUUUGAGGCACUGAUUUGUUCCUGCUUGUCAACCACAAAGUGGUCAUUUCUUUUUCAUUCUUUUCACAACAUUUCUUAUAUUUUAUGUUGUUUUAUGUUUGAUUAUAUAUAUCAUUGGUUGAAUAUUAAGGCAUCUAUAGUUUUUUCUGGGGUAACUUUAAUAUAAGGUUCUUUAGUUGUGUCCUUUACUUUGAUUUAGACACGCAACAGUCUGGUUAAAAGAAUUGCACUUUAGGCUACUUCUGUAGACGGUACAAAAAGAUGGGAAGUAGAACUUUAUUAGUUUUGUGUUUUGUUUAUAUUUCUGAUAAGCUUACUGCAACAUUGUUAAAACUUGAAUAAUGGAAUGUUCUUGCUUCAUUUUCUCAAACUGUCUAAUUUUAAGAUAUUUUUUAUUAUAUCAAAAUGCUUUCCUUCAGCAGCUAUUAAAGCAGAUACUUUUGCUAGGCUAAAAUUUGGUGAAAUCAACAUUGAAGACUAAUUAACCAGGUUAGAUAUUGGUAAAUUUCCAUUUUCUGUUCUGUUAAAUUUUUGUGAUACUAAGAACGUUAGUUUUUAGCAUUAAAAAAAUGAGUGAAAUUUAAUCCCUUGCAAAAAUUUGUGAUUUUAUGAUAUUACUUGGUAAAGCUUGUAUGGAUAUAUAUUGGCAGCAUUGGCAGUUUUUUAUGGCUUCUAUAUUGAGGGGCGUCUUUAGCCAAGUGGUUAAAAUUGUUGACUUCAAACCACCUGUUGAUGUGGAUCCCUGCCUUGGUCUUUGGAUUUGUUCAUUUAAGGACGCAGCUAGUUAGCUUAUGAAACAUAGGUGGUUCUGCUCAGAAGCCCGUAUGUGCCUGAAAUAAUACACCGGCAGGUUUUUCUUGACUAGAUAAGCUGGAAAGUCGCCAUAUGACCUCUACUGUGUUGGUGCGACAUCAAACACAACUAAAAAAAUUAUUAUAUCGUAUUAAUCAGAUUUAUAUUAUUUUCCCUCCUCAAUUAUCGUCCUCUGAUGUAAUUAUUGUUGUAUUGAUGCUUAGUUACAGAUGUAAUGUCCAUGGAAGUUUUUAAUAUGUUGACUGGCAAUAAUUAGAUUAUCUAAAUCAAGAGUGUCCCAGAAAUAUUAAGAAAUAACAUAACUAUUAGUACAGUAAUGUUAAUUAUUUAUUGGGUGUUUAUGAUGUGUUUCAAGUCAUAUUUACAUUAAUAGGAACUUAAAUUUAAGUUGUCAUCUUGGUGGAAAACUAACAAAUAUUUUGUAAUACAUGUUGACAUGAACUCACUUGAAGUACUGAACUAGUACAUACUUAGGCAAGUAAAUAUUAUAUAAUUAUCAUUGUAAUUGUAACAUUUUCAAAUGAAAAAAGAAGAAGGGAAUAAUAUAGUACUACUAAUUCAAUGAUAUUUUUAAUCUUGUGAAAAGAUGAUCUAUAGAAGUAUGUAAAAGUAUGUUUAUGCCACAAACAUGAAACUGUUGUUUUCUACUGUCUGCUUGUGUAAAUGUUUGUUUAAAAGCGAGUGCCACAGAUAUAAGCCUUCUUGUCUUCAGGAAAACAACAAUUCUCACUGUGAUAGAAAGUUAAUAUCAAUUUUUCAUACCCUACCACCUCUGCUUGUUUAUCGGAUUUGUCCGGCUUUUAAAUUUGGAACUUUCCAUUUUGAAUGUAACAGUAAGGGUUUUGUUGUUUUUUUUAAAAAGGGUAAACUGCUAAGAAAAAUAGGCUGCCAGGAUUAAAGUGUGCAAAUGCACGUGCAAGCUGGCCAGGUUCUCGGAUGCAUCAGCCAAGUCUUGUAGCAGACAAUAUGUUUUAACUUUUUUUCUCCUUUGUUAGAGCAAAUUUUAUGUUUCAUGUUAAUCCUGCUUUUAUUAACUAAGUAAGAAAAGUCGCAAAAGUAAUAAAUUGUUUUUUUUUCCUCAGCAAGUUAUUAGAUAAAUAAGAGAUUUCUUUUCAUUUUAGAGGGAAAAUGUUAAAAAUUGCACAAGAAGAGAGUAUGCAAUGAAAUGUUGAUAUAGAGUAUGUUAAGUUAGUAUUACCAAAUUACCUUCAUUGAAAAGACUACUUUUAUGUGAGAAAAGCUUACGGAACAUCAAUUGUUGCAUGUUUGUGCCUGAAAUAAUGUACAGAGGGGCACCUAAGGUCUUCCUCCACCACUCAAGUUGGAAAGUCGCCACAUGACCUAUACUGUGUUGGUGCGACAUUAAACUUGAUUUAAAAAGAAAAGAAAGAAAGACUACUUAAAGUAAGCAUUGAAAAGCAGCCCACCUUAACUAACAUAUACUCCAGACAGUAUGUCAUCAAUUUUUCUCAGCUGUAUGAGGAAUUGUAUAAAAAAUUAUAGAAUUUUAUAGGAGACUUUGUACUUGUACUAUGAGAACUGACUGUUCUAAUUCCAUUAUAGAAACAUAGAAAUAUAUCAUUUAAUUUAUUUUAUAUAAGUUCCCUAAAGAAAAAUAAUUCUAAAUCAUUCGGACAAAAUGUCAUUCUGUAUUUACAUAUUUGUCUAUUUUUUGUUAUUUUUUAUUAUUUGCUAUUCUUGAUAUUUUUUAUACUUUGUUAAAGAAUUUCCAAUGUUUUAGUGCUAUAAGAAAACAUACAAAACAUAUAUGUGCUUGUGAAUACAUUUGUAAUCAAAUUAUUUUAUUCAUGAUAUUACUAAGAUAUAAUUGUUGUCUUUUUGCAGGAUUUCUCGUAAUUGACGCAGGUUUUUUAAAAUGUCACAGAGCUAAAUUACAUCAUAUAUAUAUAAAUAUAGCUUUCUCUGAUAUGAUUUAAAUUAUAUUUGAAUUAUUUAAAUUGACAAUGCAGUUUGUAUUAUGCAUAAUUAACUCUUUAUUUUUGAAAUUGGAUAUUUUUUUUGUUUUCCAUGAAUAUGUUGGUGCAAAGCUGAGAGAGAUGUAAAAGCCAUCGGCUUAAAAAAUUUCCAGGUUGGUAGACCGACUGUUCAGAAUCAGGACGUAAUUUCUUUUUCUCAUGUUUUAAGUUAUCAAUUUCAGUAUAUAUUUUUUUAUAUAAACAUUACUCAUGCUUUUUUUGUCAUUUAUUAUAACAUAUUUGAAGGAUGAAUGUGCAAACCUUGUAUCAAAGGGGAUAAAAGCUUAGCCAACAGUGAGACUAUAAUUGAGCCGCGUCACGACAAAACCAACAUAAUGGGUUUGCGACCAGCAUGGAUCCAGACCAGUCUGCGCAUCCGCGCAGUCUGAUCAGGAUCCAUGCUGUUCGCUAUCAGUUUCUCUACUUGUUAUAGAAUUUGUAAGCGAACAGCAUGGAUCUUGAUCAGACUGCGCGGAUGCCCAGGCUGGUCUGGAUCCAUGCUGGUCGCAAACCCAUUAUGUUGGUUUUGUCAUGACGCUGCUCAUAUAAUAAUUGAUCAUUUUCACAAAUUAUUUAUAUGAUGUAUGAUUUUCUUUUUUGCAAGACCUUUCAUUUAUAUAUAUAAUUAUCCUGUUUAAAAAGCUUAUAAACUGUAGAUGUAAUUAAGUUCUUGAUUUGAUAGUAUGUACACAGAAUGAUUGUACUCCCCCCAGAGACGGUGAAGUGCAAGUUAUAAAACGUAUGAACGAGAGACCUAUAUGUAAAUUCAUCACAGGCGUCAACAGUGUACCAGUGUAAGCACAGACAGUUCUAUUUCCUGGUUGAUUUCAAAAAGUGUAUAAAGCUAAAUAUAACAUUCGAGUUUUAAAAAAAAAGGAAUAUGCUUCUAAAAUGCUUGUAUGAAAUAAAUAGGGUAGUAAAUUGCCUUAAAAAAGAAACAUAGCAUGCACAGAAUCAUUGCUAAAUGGAUAAUACCCUACUUAAAAUAGCAGAAUGAUGUUUUGUUCCGAAACAUUUUAUUCUGUUUACGUACAAUAUUCACACAAGUGUUAAAUAACAAAGAAUUGACCGUAAGAUUAUGGUUAAAAUGAAAUGAUUAAGAUAUGAUAAAUAUAAACAUAAAGUUUAAUAUUUUAAGUUACCCUCCACCAUAAGUUAUACCAGAAGGUUAAGAACGUUAAUGCCUUAAAUCCUCAGUGAACCGGAAUACUCGUUAACCCAGAAAGUCUGGUCCGGACCGUGUCUGAUUUAGUGAACUUUUACUGUAAUAAAACAGAACUGUUUGUGUAAUGCUGGUAUAUAUUUGUUGCCUUGUGUUAUUGGAGGAUGGACUUACAAUUUUCUAUGAAAUGUGUUCUCACAUAGGUUCCUGUUCAUGUUUUAUUUUGUGUAUACCAUGUAACAUGUUAUUAUGGACGUUUGUUAUUUUGAUCAGGUUUCAAGCAUUUUUGUACAAAUUCAUUGUAUACCUAAUCAUUUAUGAAUUUGUAUGUUAUAAAAUUAUUGUGAGAAUGUUA